This is a messenger RNA of Metarhizium acridum CQMa 102, 837 nucleotides long. The record is from RefSeq and is a predicted model, not a curated record. NCBI's taxonomy places the organism in Eukaryota, Fungi, Ascomycota, Sordariomycetes, Hypocreales, Clavicipitaceae.
AUGCUGACAAAUGACUCGUCCGUCUAUAUUGCGCCACUGACGCAAAAUGUUCACGAGAACCUUCACUUCAAUCAACUUCGCAGCAAGUUAAAAUACCAAGUACUCGAAAAGAUGAAGAGUCAGGUUUUCGUAGUCGGUCCAGGCUACGUCGGUCGUGAAAUCAUUGACCUCCUACUGUCGGAAGGCCAAUACGAAAUCACAACCUUGGUUCGACGUGAAGCCGCCCUCGAGGAAUUUGAGAAAGAUGGAGUCAAAGCGGUUCUUGGUGAUCUGAAUGACGCGAAAAUCAUCCAGCAGUUGAGCGCCAAAAGCGAUGUGAUUUUUCAUACGGCUACCGCCGACCAUCUGGAAUCUGCCCAGGCAAUCUUGGCCGGAAUUGAGGAGCGCGCGGGUCAAGCCGGCUAUGUCGGCUCUGGCAAAAAGGCCUGGGGUGUAGUUCAUGUCCGUGAUCUGGCCAAGGCCUACGUCCAAGUCCUUCACUGGAUUGAGGAGGCUGAAGAUUCCGACCCUGAGCUCCAAAAUCCCUACUUCUUCUGCGAAAGCGGCGAAGUCACCUGGGGUGAAGUCAGCGCUAUUAUCGGAAAAGGCCUAUACAACGCGGGUCGAAUCGCCACGCCCGAGACAAAAUCUAUUCCGGAGUCUGACUACGGCGACCUAUUCGGUCCAUUCACGCCGGAUGUGGUGGGAUGUAACUGCAGAAAUAGGGCUGAUAGGCUGCGAUCCAUGGGAUGGAAGCCUGAGCAGUUGGGUCUUGAAGAGGCAUUUGAGAAGGAGGACCUCCCGGCCUUGUUGUCUGAGAAGGGGGAGUUCAAGGCCUCUGAAAUGACAUUGUCUUAA